AUGCCUCCACCGCAGCGACAGCGGUACAAUGCCAAGGCAAGACAGUCCAGCGUCGGCGGCUCUUCUCACAAGAGACGCAAGCAGCACACUCAAUCCUCUGGCGAAGGCGGUCAAGAAGACGCAAGUGCAUCCUCCUCGGCCACACCUUUCACACACCCAGACUCUAACCGCGAGGUGAUAGUUCCCGGAAGCGCUCAAGAGGAAGCAUGGAAGGCGAAAGAGAAGCUCAGGAAAGAGCUUCUCGCCGCUUCAUCGACAGAAGACCCGAAUCAAAAGCUCUCUGCCAAGAAGCGCAAGCGUCUCGAUGCCUACAUAGCCUCCCGUCUGAAAAAGGAAGCCAGGAACGAUCUCUUGGCAGAGCUGGCAAAGUCGUCGGCCGAGGUCAGAGGCGAUCGGAUGGACUUUGCUAGUGCCAGGACACUGGGCACCGGAAAGCUUGCAUCUGCUAGGGAGAUCAUCGAGGGUAAAGCAAAAGCAAGAGACUUCGGCCGAGACGAAAAGUCUGCUUCCGAGUCAGAUGGUGAGGAUCAUGAAAGCGAACGCCCACAGGGCAGUCCAGUCCCAUCUAGCAUUAAUGACCGUCCACAAGGUGAGGUACUCGACGAUCCCAUUCGCAGGCAGCGGAUCUUAGAGGCUGCGUCUCUCUUCAGCCAGCCUUCUUCUAGCAAGGCCGUUUCCACCGAUACGGCGUUCGAGAAGACUAUGCCACAAGUCUCUGCUGCUCCAUUAGGAUCCGCUCUCGCAAAAGGCCCCGAUGGCCAGCCACUGAUUCCAAUCUCGCGGAAACGGAGGCGGAAGGGACCGUCUCAGCGGGAGAGGAGACGGCAGCGAGAUGAGGAGAACUUAUUUGCCGACAGCUCAAAAGGAGAGGAGGAGAGCAACAGCUCCGAGGACAGCUCAGAAGACAGCUCAGAAGAGAGCGACGAUGACAGCUCCACCAGCUCCGUAUCAGAAAGACUACAUGAGCCUUCAGAUCCUCACUCAGAGCAUGAAAGCCUAGACACCGACAGCGAGGAUGAAGCUGUCUUCUUGGAAGCUAUGAGGCGCCGGGGUUUGCCGUUGCCAAGCGAGGAUGAGGAAGACUCUGACGAUGCGAAAGUCGAAGGCACAACUCACAUCAGCUCCGCGGCGCAACCUGACGGCGCAACAUUCGGGACAAGUCCCUCAGAGGACCUGAUACCCGUCCAAGCGCCCUUGGCAGAAAGCGAAAGUCCGCCCUGGCAGGGCUUUGCAUCUGAGGAAGAUGCAUCUCGUGUCAUGUCGCAAGAGAGUAGUGACGCCAGCUCGGAAGGCAGCACUGCAGAUGACGACGAAGAAGGUACUGAGAGCGAGGACGAAGAAGAAGAUGCUCUGAGCCAAGAAACGAAGAAUACUCUCCAGCGUGGCCGAGAGGUCAAUGUGCCCUCCCGGGGUUCUGGAUUCAAAGUCUGGGCACGCACAGCACUGGAGUCCAUCUACUUGGGGAAUGGCGUCGGCGAAGCAAGGACUGAAGAGGGCGUGCCCUUGCAACCCGUGGCUGGUCUCAGUGUCAAGGUCAGCGAUAUGGGCGCAGAGGACGGUGUCAUCCGGGGUCCGCUUGGCGAGAAUGAGCCAGCCAGCAGGCCGUCACCCUUCGCAGAGAAACACUACGCCGAGAUCGCCUCUUCGGAAGCCAUCCGAAAUGUGCCGGUGCAACGCACAUCAGAGAUCAUCGAGGCCAGACUGCGACUUCCAGUCGUGCAAGAGGAAGAUCGGGUUGUUCGUACAAUCUUGGAGAACCAGGUCACCGUCAUUUGUGGAGAGACUGGCAGUGGUAAGACGACGCAAGUCGCACAGAUGCUCUUUGAAAGAGGGUUCGGCACGCCUGGUAGUGACAAUCCGGGUCUGGUCGGCAUUACACAGCCACGUAGAGUGGCAGCAAUGUCUACUGCCGAUCGCGUUGCCAAGGAGCUCAAUCUGCCACCAAACAGAGUCUCCUAUCAGAUUCGGUACGACCGUACAGUGUCGCCGCAGACGUCGCUGAAGUUCAUGACGGACGGAGUUCUAUUGCGCGAGGUGUCAACCGACCUCCUGCUCAGCAAGUAUAGCGUGCUCCUCAUUGAUGAAGCGCAUGAAAGAAGUGUCAACACAGAUGUCCUCAUCGGUCUGCUGAGCCGUAUCGUACGUCUGCGCGCCAACCGCUGGCUCCAGGGCGAGAAAGGAGCCAAACCUCUUCGUCUGGUUAUCAUGAGCGCUACUCUGCGUGUCGCCGACUUUGUGGAGAAUCCAACUCUGUUUCCCACGCCGCCACCGUUGAUCCGAAUUGAUGCUCGGCAACAUCCCGUCUCGGUCCACUUCAAUCGCAAGACACCCAAUGACUACCAAGAGGAGGCCGUCAACAAGGCAGGCAAAAUUCACACGCGGCUUCCUCCGGGAGGUAUACUGAUAUUUAUGACUGGCGAACAGGAGAUCAAGACGGUCUGCAACCAACUCGAAGCAAGCUUUGGAAGACGUGCGAUAGACGCUCAUCUGCGGCGGCGCAAUCGCCAGGAAGAAGCUUAUCUCCGCCGCAACCAAGCGGACGAUGAGAACGGCGCCGACUCGGGCGUACGUGUCACAGCUCGGCCUGCGCGUGAAGACGUUGAGGCCGAAGAAGUCACCCUCGGUAAAAGCGACAACGACUCCACCCUCGUUGAUCGUGAGGGUGAGAAGUCAGCCACUCCAAACGAGGAUCCAGAGGCACUUGACACAGACUCCGAAGAUGACAACGACAGGGACGAGGAAUUAGAACAGGCAGCUCCGGUCAGAACUGGCCCCGGUGCUUUCCCCACGAGUCCCAUGCAUAUCCUUCCCUUGUAUUCGUUGCUUCCAUCAGAGAAACAGCUGGAUGUAUUCAAACCACCGCCGGACGAUGCAAGGCUGGUGGUUGUAGCCACCAAUGUAGCGGAAACGUCCCUGACCAUCCCCAACAUCCGCUACGUGAUCGAUUGCGGGCGAGCAAAGGAGCGCAAGUACGACGGCUCGUCGGGAGUCUCUUCCUUCAAGGUAGACUGGAUCUCCAAGGCUUCUGCGGCACAGCGUGCCGGCCGAGCCGGUCGAACUGGACCCGGUCAUUGUUAUAGGCUGUAUUCUUCCAACGUCUACGAGGAGUACCUCGAAGAUCAUGCGGAAGCUGAAAUCCGCCGCAUGCCGGUAGAGGGCCUGGUCUUGCAGAUGAAGAGCAUGAACAUCGAUAACGUGAUCAACUUCCCUUUCCCUACGCCGCCGAAUCGCAGCGCUAUUGCACAAGCCGAGAAGAUCUUGACUAGACUCGGAGCACUGGAGACUGUCACCGAUGAUAAGACUCGGAAGGCUGUGACCAGAAUCACAGAGUUGGGGCGGACAAUGUCCCUCUUCCCACUCUCUCCUCGUUUUGCGAAGCUGCUCGUGCAGGGCCAGCAACAUGGGUGCCUCCCCUUUGUGGUCGCUCUCGUCGCAGCAAUGAGUGUCAAUGACCUCUUCGUUAGGGACGAGGCCAUUGCUGACGACGAAGAGGAUGAAGAUGCAGAUAGCCUUGCUGAUGGGAAUCCAGGCUCUGUCCACCUCCGGUCCGAAGCCGAGAAAGGCAGACAAGAGCGCAAAGAGAAGCGCAAGAAGAGAUACGAGGUCCUAAGCGCCUUCGAUUCUCUCGGUGGCGCUGGAGUGAGCGAUGCCUUUCGCAUGCUUGCCGUGGUCGGAGCUUAUGCAUACUCCAACAAUAGCGCGACGUUCUGCAGGGACAACUUCUUGAGGGCUAAGGCGAUGACUGAAGUCGACCAAUUACGCAGGCAGCUCUCGGCUCUCGUCUUGUCAACUUUGGAACCGUCAAAGACCACUACGGAGGUGACCGCCUUGUUGUCCUCAAGCAAGCUUGCGCCACCGACCGAAACCCAGUUCAAGAUCAUCAGACAAUUGAUUGCCUGUGCUUACAUAGACCAAGUGGCAGUUCGGGCUGACAUUGUCCCAGCAGCUGCCCGAUCUAUACCGAGUUUGGCAGAGCAAGCGACUCAAGGCCGUUUGAAGACUCAGUGGAAGUCCUGUCGCCAUGUGCCCUACCUCGCCAUGGGCGUCAGUGGUGAAGCGGCGUAUAUACACCGUUCUUCCUCGCUCUUCGAGCACGCACCUCCGGAGUGGUGUGUCUUUGGUGAAACGAUGCGAUCGAGGCCUAAGGAUCGCAAGAGCAAGGACGAUGACACGCAAGAAGAGUCUGCCCUUGACGUUCCUGAAAUUCGCGGCAGGGUCUUCCUGAAAGGCAUCACCAAGAUCAACCCAGCUUGGAUCCCAAAAUUGGGAAAGGAGCUGUGCUCGUUCUCGAAUCCUGUCCCUCUAAGUGGCUCUGGUCAGUUGAGCUCCUUGUCAAGCAACAUCGCUGCUCUCAAAGGCGGGGCGCGAGCGGCCUCCUCUUCGCAACAGGUUCAACAAGUCGUUAUUACCCCGACAUAUGGCACAGGGCCAGCCUGUGAGGCAAGCGAACGGGCCAGCAUGAUUGGAUGGGAGCUCCCUCCUGUCAAGGCGACGCGGCAGUGGCAGGGAGCAGCAAAAGGCUGGAAGGUGGACCUGUGA
Molecule: messenger RNA, 4539 nt
Organism: Microstroma glucosiphilum
Lineage: Eukaryota; Fungi; Basidiomycota; Exobasidiomycetes; Microstromatales; Microstromataceae
Product: P-loop containing nucleoside triphosphate hydrolase protein
Exons: 4
Coding region: 1-4539 (1512 amino acids)
Biological process (GO): maturation of SSU-rRNA from tricistronic rRNA transcript (SSU-rRNA, 5.8S rRNA, LSU-rRNA)
Cellular component (GO): intracellular anatomical structure; nucleolus
Molecular function (GO): ATP binding; RNA binding
Source: RefSeq, a predicted model, not a curated record